AUCAAUCAAAUUAAAUUCUUAAAUCAACUUAAAAUCUAUUCAAUAUAUUAACACAAAAAAAGCACACACUAAUUAAGCGAUUAAUUAAUAUCAACCAACUAAAAUAUUUAAAAUAAUAAUAUGAACUAUUCAAUUUAAUGGAAAAAUGCUACCCAAUUGCUGCGAGGCUUAAAGUUUGAAGGCCAAUUAAAUAAAAUACUUGGGAUUACGCCGCGCGCACAAACAAAUUGAGCAUAGCUAAAAUACACAGAGUGUUUGUCCAUUUGGCAUGGUUUCAGAGGAGAAUUGGAACAGCGACACCAUGUCCGACUCGGACAUGAUCGACUCAAAGAAUGAUGUGUGCGGCGGCGCGUCCAGCUCCAGCGGCAGCUCCAUAUCGCCACGCACGCCGCCGAACUGUGCGCGCUGUCGCAACCACGGGCUGAAGAUCACAUUAAAGGGCCACAAGCGGUACUGCAAGUACCGCUAUUGCACCUGCGACAAGUGCCGCCUGACCGCCGAUAGGCAGCGCGUGAUGGCGCUGCAGACGGCGCUCCGGCGCGCUCAGGCGCAGGACGAGCAGCGAUCGCUGCACAUGCACGAGGUGCCGCCGCCAGCGGGCGCCACAGCGGCCCUGCUCAGUCAUCAUGGGCAUCAUCAUCACGUGCACGCGCACGCCCACAGCCACGCCCAUGGGCAUCACGGACAUGGCCAUCAUGCACAUGUGUUGCACCACCAGCAGCAGCAGGCCGCAGCGACGGCAGUGACAGCUGCACCGCCGCCCCAGCCGCCAUCGCAUCUUGGAGCUGCUGCCCACAACGGCUCUGCGGGCAGUCUGCAUGGCCACGUCCAUGCGCACGCCCAUGUGCAUCACGCUCACAUUGCAAGCAGCGCCGUCGCCUCAGUGGUGCAACAACAGCAGGCGCACCACCAGCAGCAGCAACAUCAGCACCAGCAGCACCACCACCACAGCAACCACCAGCAGCCACAGCCGCAGCCGCAUCAGGCAUCGCUACGAUCUCCUUCACACAGCGAUCAUGGCGGCAGUGUGGGCGCAGCCACCAGCAGCUCCGGUGGCGCCAGCUCCAACAAUGUUGCAGCUGCCUCAAGCAACGGCACGGCCGGAGCAGGCGCCGGCAGCGGUGGUAUUAGCGUCAUAACCAGCGCUGAUCAGCACAUGUCCACGGUGCCAACACCCGCACAGUCCCUGGAGGGUUCGUGCGACUCAUCAUCGCCAUCGCCAUCGUCCACAUCGGGUAACGCCGUUCUGCCCAUCUCCGUGUCCAGCACACGCAAGAAUGUGCCACUGGCCACAAACACUGCAUAAAUUAUUCGGAACAGACCCCACGCACAGCGCAGAUCAAAAGUCCUGCGUUAAAAUAUUGAAAAUUGCAGCAGAGUUUGAUGCGAGGGUUGCUGCCACAAAUCAAUUGCCAGAUUGAAGGAGAGUCCUUUAAAGGACAAGGACGCCAUAUCAACUGAUUUAUAUCACAGUCGCAGCAAUUAACGCGAAUGUAAAGUGCGGCAAUAAAAGAACUGCGAAAAAGGAAACCAAACGAAACAGGAUAGAGCAGAAUGUAGUAAACAAAACAAACAAAUUAGAGUGCGAACGACUGUCAGAUACCCUUACUUCUAUACCAUAUUAAGACCCCACACUAUGGAAAUUUCAGUUGCAAAUAACUUUUGUGUUUAUUGUACGACAUUUAUAAAAUUUGCAGGAUUUGAAUUUUAAGGACUUUUGGCAGCACAUGAUACAAAAUAUACAUUUACCCCUCACAUACGUCUGCACAUUUACAUUAUACCCCGUUUGCGUUGGGUACAGGGUAUACAAAUCAACGUGGCCGUGCGAUAUAUAUUUUUGGUGCUUUUCAUUCUUAAUUUUAUGAGCGUCAAACUCAUGCUAUGCCAAAAUGUGGAAAACCUUUCGCACAAAUAAACAUAUGUAAGCAUGUUUGUUGUUAUUGUUUGUGGCAGUUGUUUUUGUUGUUGUUGUUGUAGAAGUUGAACGUCGUCAUCAACGUCAACGGUUUUGGGGCGCUCGUAAAAAGCGCAAAGGAACAUUUUACGAUGGCACAGUCUAGCAAGCAUUUGGCGUCUGUCUAUAAGACGAAUUACCGCUAAAUUCUCAGUCCGUCUCCGCCUCGUAGAGAGCCGUGUCUAAAAAACCCGCAAGUAGAAAAUGCUGCUGCCUUAGCCUCGAGGCAAUCGAAAUCAUGUAUGAAAUUAGUAAGUGAACAGUAGCUAGAAGUUGGCCCAAACACAUUAGCUUUGACCGUCGGCCACUUAAGCUGCAGCCAAUUGCCAAUUGGCCUUAAUGGCCGUCCCUGAGACAGAGACUCAAAUCUUAAUGUACACGGUAGAAAAUGUUGGCUCAAAUUCAAGUGCAUUUUGGUGUUAAUAACAAUUUCAAAAGUUGUUUGUAUUCAAUAAAAGUUGUUAUUAAAGAAAAAGGCCUGAUAAAAAUACAGAAUAAGUAAAACUACAUGAUGGGAAGCAGUAUAGUUAAGUUAUAAAAAGGAUAAGGGAUUCGAACUGGGGCUUUCUUGUUUUCCAGGCGAGCUCCAUUACACUAGACUACAAGUUCUUGUGCCCAACAUUGGGCCUAGCUUUGUAUGUGAAAUGAUUAGAGUGAAAAGGACAGAGUAUAUCAAAUUGAAGUUUUAAUUUUAAUCAGGGAGGAGCUGAGUUCAAAUCUUAUG
Drosophila novamexicana is the source of this 2678-nucleotide messenger RNA. It is a transcript of the gene dsx, whose product is annotated as protein doublesex. The transcript has 2 exons. Gene Ontology annotation, biological process: sex differentiation; regulation of transcription by RNA polymerase II. The record is from RefSeq and is a predicted model, not a curated record. NCBI's taxonomy places the organism in Eukaryota, Metazoa, Arthropoda, Insecta, Diptera, Drosophilidae. Gene Ontology annotation, cellular component: nucleus. Gene Ontology annotation, molecular function: RNA polymerase II cis-regulatory region sequence-specific DNA binding; DNA-binding transcription factor activity, RNA polymerase II-specific. Bases 269 to 1306 code for a protein of 345 amino acids.